CAAAGUUUUCUCAGCCGGCACAGCGUUGCCUAGUAGCAGCUAUUGGCGGCGGGAGCGUUAUCCAGCGACGUAUUUUUUUUUUUGGUUUUACGCACGCAGUUUGAGCGCGCCGUGGACGUUUACCUUCACUGUCUGUGCGCCUGUCAUCCGCCUGUCUUCAUCUAAAAGCGAUAUAAACUCCAAAAAUGCCGCAGACUGUGACGCUAAUGGGACCCUCUCCUUGGGGUUUUCGGCUCGUGGGAGGACGGGAUUUCAGCACACCCUUAACCGUGUCCAGGGUGUUAUCGGGCAGUAAGGCGGCCCUCGGAGACCUGUGCGCGGGAGAUACCAUUCUGGCCAUCAACGGGGAGAGUACGGAGACCAUGACCCAUAUGGACGCGCAGAACCGGAUCAAGAACUGCAGCAGACAGCUCACACUCAGCAUCUGCAGGUCGGGGUCGGGAGGAGACAGAGUGUGGUCUCCAACGGCGAGCGACGACGGAAAGAUCAGCCCCUACGCAGAGCCCGACUCACAGAAUUUCCGUCCGAUCUCCAGCGGCUUCCCCAGUUACACCCGUAAACCCUCGUUCGGCUCAGAGCCCCCCUCCUCCCCCCCGGCCCCCGUCUCCUCUCCCACUCCGUACGCCAACAACGGACACACCAGGCCCAACAACGGGCACAGCUACGCGGGAUAUGGGAACGGACACGCCCAGUACAGCGCCCCCCAACACAGCACCCAGCACUACAGCACCCAGCAGUACAGCAGCCAGCAAUACAACGCACCUACUGCUCUAUACUCACACAGCGGGAGUAACGGAAGCAACGGGGAGAGAUGUCUGUCCAACAAGAUGAGUGGACUCAGGCUCAGUGCCCCAAACAGCCCAGAGCCGCCGACGCAGUCCCCUGACGUCACGCAGUCCGACGUCUACAAGAUGCUCCAAGACUACGAAGAACCAGUGUCUGAACCCAAACAAUCCGGAUCCUUCAAGUACCUGCAGGGAAUCCUCGAGUCUGGAGAUGGAGGUGUGUCGCCCACUGAGAGACUGAGGAACCUCAAGUCCCCCAUCAGGUCCCCAGUCCCCAAAAUGGGAAACCCGAUCUCCAGCCCUGCCCCGGGACUUCAGAGCCUGCCCCAGUGCACACGCUGCUGCAGUGGCAUUGUGGGCACGAUCGUGAAAGCCAGAGACAAGCUGUACCACCCGGACUGCUUCAUGUGUGACGACUGCAACAUCAACCUGAAGAAGAGGGGCUACUUCUUCAUCGAGGAGAGCCUGUACUGCGAGGCCUGUGCAAUGGCGCGCGUCCAGCCACCAGAGGGCUACGACGUGGUGGCCGUGUACCCCAACUCCAAAGUGCAAAUUGUCUGAGAGAUUACGUACAGCUAAAUAAUGUAAAUACGAGACGGAUUGAUCUAUUGAAGGGGAAACGGGGGCUUCAGAGAGAGAGAGGCGUGAUGUUUGUUAACCAGGUCACAUAAUACAAGCUUGGGGCAAAAGUUUAGCCUUGUGUUUAUUUAUCAUUUGCGAUAUUGAAGCUUUGAUGUCAAAAAGAAAGAUUGUCUACCCCAAGAAACUAUAUGUUUUUUCAGUAAAAUAUUAUCAUUAUAGUAUUAAAUUGUAAGGAUCUGGGUCUUUUGGACUGUGGCGGCAGAAGUUUAAAGUUUCAAAUUUGUUCUUACAGAAAACUUAAAGUGCAUAUAGCAGGUUUUUAUGUCCAUCCAUCCAUUUUUUUUCACUUAUCCCAGACUUCCCACACCCCAGACACGUCCUCCAGCUCCUCCAGUGGGACCCCAAGGCGUUCCCAGGCCAGACGAGAGGUAUAGUCCCUCCAGCGUGUCCUAGGUCUUCCCUUGGGCCUCCUCCUGUUGAGACAUGCCCAGAACACUUCCCUAGAGCAGGUUUUAAUGUUUUGUUUUUUUUAAAUUAUUACUUUAUUU
Periophthalmus magnuspinnatus is the source of this 1915-nucleotide messenger RNA. It is a transcript of the gene pdlim4, whose product is annotated as PDZ and LIM domain 4. Bases 186 to 1346 code for a protein of 386 amino acids. Gene Ontology annotation, biological process: heart development; muscle structure development; actin cytoskeleton organization. The transcript has 7 exons. Gene Ontology annotation, molecular function: actin binding; muscle alpha-actinin binding. Lineage: Eukaryota; Metazoa; Chordata; Actinopteri; Gobiiformes; Gobiidae. Gene Ontology annotation, cellular component: filamentous actin; adherens junction; stress fiber. The record is from RefSeq and is a predicted model, not a curated record.